AUGAGAGCGAAACGCUUAGAGGUCGAGAACAAUCCACGACGGAUAAUAACAGUUGGCAUUUCUUGGAAACAGUACGGCGUGGAGGCUUCAGCGGAGGCGAUCGCUCCGUCUCGCUCGCUCAGCUGGUGCCCGAGCGAGAGGGAGUGGGCGGGGCGUGCGGGGCCAAAAUUCAAGCAGCAAGGGUUGCAUAUUCAGCCCGAGGCAUGCGGAGGCGAGCACACGUGGCUGCCACGGCCGCCUGCCUCGGAAUCUGACCGAAUGCCCAUCGAAGCUCGAUUGUUAGCUAAAUAG
Leptosia nina is the source of this 291-nucleotide messenger RNA. The record is from the annotation of a GenBank genome assembly. NCBI's taxonomy places the organism in Eukaryota, Metazoa, Arthropoda, Insecta, Lepidoptera, Pieridae.